This is a messenger RNA of Pogonomyrmex barbatus (red harvester ant), 1507 nucleotides long. RefSeq lists its product as uncharacterized. The record is from RefSeq and is a predicted model, not a curated record. NCBI's taxonomy places the organism in Eukaryota, Metazoa, Arthropoda, Insecta, Hymenoptera, Formicidae.
UUCAUUAGGGAAAUAAUAAUUUAUUUUUUUAAUCUAAAUAGUAUCUUAGCAGAAAGAAUUAAACUACAUGUUAUUUAUCAAAAUGUAAUAAAGUUAUCUAAAAUUCUAUCUACAUGCACUAUAUAAUUUUGAUGAAUCCAAUGAUGACAGAUUGAGAGACAGAUCUCACAUAUCCCCUCGAGACAUUUUCGAAAGCAGGUCAGAAACAAAGGUGUACCCACGAAAGUGGUGGGGGCAUUAAAUGCAUGUUGGAUACUGUGUAUAUAGAGAUCACAUUAUUACGUAUCUUGGUAGUUCACUCCUCAAUUUCAAUAAGUUCACAUCCCUUUGUCAAUUGACUGACAAUGGAGUUUCUUCAAUUUUUUACUGUUGCUAUUCUUUUGUUAAGUAUAACAUCAGUGAAAACAUAUUCUAUUCCAUAUGAAACCAUUCAGCAAGCGUUUUCCAGUAGCCCAAAAUUAAUAUACACAUCUGAAUCUAAUCCUGCUUUUAGUGGAUAUUCAUAUACAACACAGAAUUUUAAUGGUGGUGAAAGUAAUGUUAUUUUUACAACUGGUGCUGAUUCUGUGAGUAGAUUGAAGGAUGAAAUAAACUCGAUGAAAAUGUCAGAAAAAUAUUCACAAAAAAAUAUAAUGAAUGAAAAAGAAAAAAAUAUGAUAUCUUCAGAACAAUCUAAAUCUAUAGAAAACGAAAUAAGCAAGAACAAGCAAGAUAUUGAAAUUCUUAAUGAAGGAAAAAAAUACUUCAAAAAAAUACCUGAAGCAAGUAAUCUUAUUAAAGAUCAGACAAAGCCUCAGCGAAUCUCUUUUGUGGAUGUAUCAUAUCCUGUACUUAGAGAAAAUUUAUUAAACUUAAACUUUCCAGUAUUUUCAAGAUACCAGAUACUGUCAAAUAUAAUACAAGGCCAAUAUAAUCCCUAUGCUCACUUAGAACUACCUUUACAUAAUUUUGGUUUUUAUAAUCCCACUGCGCCCUUGUUUUACCAAGCAGCAGCAAUCGCAAUUCCCGAUAAUAAUUUCAAGGUAGCAUCAGCAGCUGUUGAAAAUGUUAAAACUUCUAUAGAACCUAACAUCACUGAAAGUUCACAAACAAAUGCUACUAGCUCGGAAUCUAAUUUAAUAAAAUCUAACAUAAAAUCAAGAUUCAAUUUAGAAUCAACAGCAAAUGUUGAAAAAAUGAAGCAGUCAGAUGCUUCCAUGAACAAAUUGGAAUCGAUGAUUAUAUCUGAAAACACUGAAAAAGAAAUUACAAGUAGCAAAUCUGUGGUAACAUCUCAGUCUUCUAUUGAGCAAUUUACAAAUAACAAAGAAAAUAACAUUGAAUUUUCAAGUACAGAAACAAGUUCCUUGACAGAAAAAUCAAGUACUGCAACUGAGAAAUGUAUAAAAUGUAUGGAACAUCCCAAUUGAAAUAUAAAUCUAUAUAUAUUACAUUCUAUCUUUUGUAUUACAUUAAUAAUAAUAAAAGAACUUUAAUAAAAUGUGGUAAAAUCUAUUGCAAUUGUAAA